Messenger RNA from Drosophila hydei, 882 nucleotides. RefSeq lists its product as uncharacterized. The record is from RefSeq and is a predicted model, not a curated record. Bases 71 to 823 code for a protein of 250 amino acids. NCBI's taxonomy places the organism in Eukaryota, Metazoa, Arthropoda, Insecta, Diptera, Drosophilidae. The transcript has a single exon.
UUUUCCUUUUUGGACCUUGGAAAAAUUUUUGAAAUUUUUGGGCUAUUUUUGUUUUCAAAAUCUGUUAAAAAUGUCAAUAUGUAAUCGCAGUUGUAGGGGGGUGCGUAACCUGCUGGAACAAGCCUGUAGUAUUGCAGUACGUAAGCAUUAUUCAAAGAAGCACGAUCCCACUCCUACUUGCCUUACCCUUGACAAGAAGAAGCAGGAGGAGACUGGGAAGUGCGAAGAUACCCAUCCGAAGCCGAGGUCCGUGAAGGAUAUACGCAAAACAUUUCCUUUCUACGAUCUCGUUAAAUUCCGGCGAGAUUGCUGUAAUGAAGCAUGCCAGGGUAGUUCCUUCCCCACAUUCGAUGAGUGCUUGUACAAAGAAUCUGAUAAGAACAAACGCAAGUAUCAGAUUACAUGGUCUGAGUGUCCAGCUGUGGCGAUUAUGCCCAAGAAGGUGUGCUGUUUUGAGAAAGCAAAGCCGGCCCCAAUUGUCCGGCGUCGCAAAGGCGACAAGCCGAACACCGCGUGCCCGCCACGCCCUUGCGAGAGAAAGGAUGAGGAAGAGUUAAAAUGCGAAAAGAUUAGGUUGCCAAGGUGCAAGGCUGUCCGUGAUCCACCUAAGUGCGACAUAGGCCGCACUCCAUCUGAUUGUAGAAAAAUCAAGGCACCAUAUCCAUCAUUCUCAGAGUGCUCGAGAGCCAAGGUGCGCUCUAAGCGUAGAACAGAAUGCAGUUGUGUGAAGUUCCCCAUACCCAUUUGUGAGGUGCACCGAGUACUGCAUAGAAGGCUUAUUACUGGAAACGUAAGCAUGAAUCCUUGCGACAGGAAGAAGUGAUCACAUAAAGGCAAAACAUAAAUAUUAAGUUAGAACUAAAACUAUUUUUUCAUGGACUA